Molecule: messenger RNA, 1848 nt
Organism: Pogonomyrmex barbatus (red harvester ant)
Lineage: Eukaryota; Metazoa; Arthropoda; Insecta; Hymenoptera; Formicidae
Product: DNA polymerase delta subunit 2
Biological process (GO): DNA replication; DNA strand elongation involved in DNA replication
Cellular component (GO): delta DNA polymerase complex
Molecular function (GO): DNA binding
Source: RefSeq, a predicted model, not a curated record
CUCUUUAUAUUCUUUAAAUAAACCUUUCAUAAAAGUGAAAAAGGCGCGAAAGACGCUCACAUGGCCAGUGAUAUUAAUAUUGUAUUUAGAUAGACAUUUCGUACAUAUCUGUAAAUUAAAUAGUACGAAUUAAUAUUAAAAAUAUUGAAAGCAAAAGUUUUUGAUAUUUGUACAGAAUAGCAAAAACCGUGAAAAACCGAUAGAAGGUUAGAAGUAUAUUGAUAUAUACAAUUUAUAUAUAAAUAUAAACGGAUAAUAUCGCGAACAAGUUUAACGGAAAAUAACAAUAGAGAAAUAAUUAAAAGUUAAUUAUUAGGAUAAUUAUUAAUAAUGAUGGAUACCACUAAUGCAUCUAAUAAAGACUUACCUUUACGAUAUGAAGAUGAAGAUUCACAAGAAUUUAAGAGACAAGAAGCACAAUAUGAAGAUUUGACUGAUACUUUUGAUGAUAAAUUAAUUGAUUUCUCAAAGCAGUUCUGUAGCAUCUAUGCAGCACGACUGGCAGAAUUGAGAGAGACAUUGGAAUCACGAGUGGUUGCAAAAUGGGGAAAAGUUCAAAUAUUAAAAUUAGCAGAAUUGGAAGACUUUGAAGGACAAGAAUAUGUGAUAAUUGGUACGCUUUAUAAACAUCAAAAAUGGAAGCCGUCGAUAUUACAUGAAUUAAGCGAUGAUCAUCAACUUACAUUACCUGAACCGAGAUCAAAUUAUUGUUCAGAAAAGGAUCAACUUUUCCUAGAAGAUGAGAUGUUACGUAUCAAACUGGUGGUCGAUGAUGCAGAUUUGAAGAAUUACGUUACAGGUGUUGUAUGUGCACUUUUAGGCCAUAAGGAUAGAGACGGUAGCUUUGAGAUUAAAGAAUGGUGUUUUCCUGGUUGUGUGCCUAAAAGUUUACCGAUACAGUCAAAAUCUAAAGGAAAGUUAGUAUUCCUAUCUGGUCUCGAUUUGGCAAACAGUUCAAAAAACUUAUCAUUAAGUCUUUUAACAGAAUGGAUAUGUGGAAUGGCGGGAGAUAUAGCGGCGCAAGAAGAUGCUACUAACAUUACUCGAGUUAUUAUCGCAGGUAAUUCCGUUAAAAUCGUCACCAAAACAAAUAUGUUGAUGGGACAUGCCGAAGGAAAAGCGCAGGAUGCUGCUAUAACGAAGGAAAUCGCCGGAGCAACAACACUCGUAGAUAAAUUUCUCGCCGAAAUAGCAAAAUGUUGUUGUAUCACCCUAAUGCCAGGUCAGCACGAUCCCACCAACGCAAUGCUGCCACAGACACCGCUGCACCCGUGUAUACUACCACUAACGUCUAGAUAUCGAAGUUUCAAAAGUGCGACUAAUCCGUGGAUCGGUAAAAUCGCUGAUCGUAUAAUAAUUGGUAGUAGUGGUCAACCUAUUGAGGAUAUUAUAAAAGCAACCGGUGAGACGAAUCUUUCUUCUUUAGACUGGUUGGAAAAAACACUAGUCUGGAAGCAUAUGUGCCCGACUGCUCCCGAUACUUUACCGAUAUACCCUUAUUCGAUGAAAGAUCCAUUUAUCAUAAACUACUGCCCGGAUAUAUAUUUUGUGGGUAACACAGAUACAGUCGAAACAAAACUGUGGAAAGGUGAAGAAAAUCAGGUGGUUAGAUUAAUUUGUAUUCCAAAGUUUUCCUCUACACAUACUGCAGUUAUAGUGGAUAUAGAAACUUUGGAAAUCGAAUUCAUUUGUUUCGGAACUGGAUGAAUAUCUAAUUGAAUUUACGAUUUAUCUGAAUAUAGUUUGAUAAAAAUAAUUAAUCUGAUAUGACAUUUUUUAUCGUGUCACUGUCCUUAAUAUAUAUUUUUCUACCAUUACUGUAUCAUUCUUUUGCAUAAUAUAUUUGUA